AGGGGACCGCGGCUUUGGAGGAACCACAGCAGCCCAACACAGCUCUACUGGGGCCUUCCAUCUGCAGUGGAGUGUCCUAGUAACUGCAAAGGACCUAGAAGCCCUGAGAGGCCAAGAAAGCAGAAUGGACGCAAGGAAAGGAAAUCAGCUGACGCAGGAGCCGGAGUGAGACCCACACAGAUGUAGCCUGCACCAUGAAUUUGAGUCUACUUUCCAGGCAUUGAGAGGCAAGGGCAGGCGAAGUUGCUGGAGAGCAAUGGCCCUCUUCACUCCCUGGAAGUUGUCUUCUCAGAAGCUGGGAUUUUUCCUGGUGACUUUUGGUUUCAUUUGGGGGAUGAUGCUUCUGCAUUUUACCAUCCAGCAGAGAACUCAGCCUGAAAGCAGCUCCAUGCUACGGGAGCAGAUCUUGGACCUCAGCAAAAGGUAUAUCAAGGCACUGGCAGAAGAAAACAGGAAUGUGGUGGACGGGCCAUAUGCUGGUGUCAUGACAGCUUAUGAUCUGAAGAAAACACUUGCUGUGUUAUUGGAUAACAUUUUGCAGCGCAUCGGCAAGCUGGAGUCGAAGGUGGACAAUCUUGUUAUCAAUGGCACAGGAACAAACUUAACCAACUCCACCACAGCUGUUCCCAGUUUGGUAGCACUUGAGAAAAUUAAUGUGGCAGAUAUCAUUAAUGGAGCUCAAGAAAAAUGUGUAUUGCCUCCUAUGGAUGGCUACCCCCACUGCGAGGGGAAAAUCAAGUGGAUGAAAGAUAUGUGGCGUUCCGAUCCCUGCUACGCUGACUAUGGAGUGGAUGGGUCCACCUGCUCUUUUUUUAUUUACCUCAGUGAGGUUGAAAAUUGGUGUCCUCAUUUACCUUGGAGAGCAAAAAAUCCCUAUGAAGAAGCUGAUCAUAAUUCAUUGGCAGAAAUUCGUACGGAUUUUAAUAUUCUCUACAAUAUGAUGAAAAAGCAUGAAGAAUUCCGAUGGAUGAGGCUGCGGAUCCGACGAAUGGCUGAUGCUUGGAUCCAGGCAAUCAAGUCCCUGGCAGAAAAGCAAAAUCUUGAAAAGAGAAAGCGAAAGAAAGUCCUCGUUCACCUGGGACUCCUGACCAAGGAAUCUGGAUUCAAGAUCGCAGAGACCGCGUUCAGUGGUGGCCCUCUUGGUGAAUUAGUUCAAUGGAGUGAUUUAAUUACAUCUCUGUACUUACUGGGCCAUGACAUUCGGAUUUCAGCUUCACUGGCUGAGCUCAAGGAAAUUAUGAAGAAGGUUGUAGGGAACCGGUCUGGCUGCCCAACUGUAGGAGACAGAAUCGUUGAACUCAUUUAUAUUGAUAUUGUGGGACUUGCUCAGUUCAAGAAAACUCUGGGACCAUCUUGGGUUCAUUACCAGUGCAUGCUUCGAGUCCUGGAUUCAUUUGGCACCGAGCCAGAGUUUAAUCAUGCAAACUACGCCCAGUCCAAAGGCCACAAGACCCCCUGGGGAAAAUGGAAUCUGAACCCUCAGCAGUUCUACACCAUGUUCCCUCACACCCCAGACAACAGCUUUCUGGGAUUUGUGGUCGAGCAGCACCUGAACUCCAGCGACAUCCAUCACAUUAACGAAAUCAAAAGGCAGAACCAGUCCCUCGUGUAUGGCAAAGUGGAUAGCUUCUGGAAGAAUAAGAAGGUCUAUCUGGAUAUCAUUCACACAUACAUGGAAGUACAUGCAACUGUUUAUGGGUCCAGCACAAAGAACAUCCCUAGUUAUGUGGAGAAUCAUGGAAUCCUCAGUGGACGGGAUCUGCAGUUUCUUCUGCGAGAAACCAAGUUAUUUGUCGGACUUGGGUUUCCUUAUGAGGGUCCAGCUCCCCUGGAAGCUAUUGCAAAUGGAUGUGCUUUUCUGAAUCCCAAAUUCAACCCACCGAAAAGCAGCAAAAAUACUGAUUUUUUCAUUGGCAAGCCAACCUUAAGAGAGCUGACAUCCCAGCAUCCUUAUGCUGAAGUUUUCAUCGGCCGGCCACAUGUUUGGACUGUUGAUCUCAACAAUCAGGAGGAAGUAGAAGAUGCAGUGAAAGCAAUCUUAAAUCAGAAGAUUGAGCCCUACAUGCCGUAUGAAUUCACCUGCGAGGGGAUGCUGCAGCGGAUCAACGCAUUCAUUGAGAAGCAGGACUUCUGCCACGGGCAGGUGAUGUGGCCUCCACUGGGCGCCCUGCAGGUGAAGCUCACAGAGCCCGGGCAGUCGUGUAAGCAGGUGUGCCAGGAGAGCCAGCUCAUCUGCGAGCCAUCCUUCUUCCAGCAUCUCAACAAGGCCCAGGACUUACUGAAGUACGAGGUGAUCUGCCAGAGCUCAGAGCGGGCCAAAGACAUCCUGGUGCCCUCCAUCGAGCCCAAGAGCAAGCACUGUGUGUUCCAGGGGGACCUCCUGCUCUUCAGCUGCGCAGGCGCCCACCCCAGGCACCAGAGGAUCUGCCCCUGCCGGGACUACAUCAAGGGCCAGGUGGCCCUCUGUAAAGACUGCCUAUAGCGGCCCUGCUGGGCCCUGCUCACACUGCGCUGGGGCAGACAGCAGCUCUGUGGGGCAGGGCCAGGGGGCAGGCAGCAUUCAGGGACUCUGGCCAGAGCCCGAACUUCUUGGUUGAAGGUUUCGUUUGGUACUUCUCCCGCUGCGGGCAGCGUGUCCCAGGGGAGCUGUCACCAAAACAAAGUGAGAGCAGGUGUCAGGCCCGGAGCCUGGCUUCUCCCUGGUGCAGUAAGCAUCGUUUCUACUUUGUGCAGAGCAACUGCAGAGAGACUGUCAACGCAGCUGCUCGGGUAAAAAAAAAAAAAAAAAAGCAACGUCUCAAGAUUCAAUUAAAACAAAACAAGAGGAAUUGAGCUAAUUGGAGAGAACUUGGGAUGGGAACAUUCUUAAACCCAUUAACUUAUUUAUUUGGGAGGGAGGGCGGGGCAUUGGAGGGAGGAACGGAUAACAGGUCCUCUCUUUCCCAUGGUUAGUUGCUCACUUUCACAAUAUUAUUCCAUCUGCUUCAGGUGGGGUGCAGGCGGACUGAUGGCUUUGUGGGGGGCAGUUGGAGGGCAUGGCUUCUGGUGGUGGCAGGGCAGAAGAAAAGCUUUGAGAGCAGCCCAACUGUCCGGGUACUAUCAGAGAGCUGAAGGGCCCUGUGUGCUGGGCGCAGUUAGAAGCUAAGUGAGCCUUGGAGGGCUGAUUCUUUAGGCCCUGAGGAGCUGAGAUGUGGAUGGAAGUAAGUCUGAAGCGUUAGUUAGUGGGCCAAACGAAGCUGGGCCCCUGACAGAUGGGCUGGGAGGUCCCCACUAAUGUCUGACCUCACUGAAAUCCAGGCAGUGGGGAUCUUGGUGAGCUUGACAUCUGCGGGGGACCAGCAGGGGCAGCUCCUGGUGGAUGCUGUGUGGUCCACGCUGCCCACAAGAGGGUGUGACACUGGCUUUCCAGCUGAGGGGGGAUGCCUGUGGGCCUCUGCCCUCCACCUCUUGGAGCCUCACGCUUCGCCUUUGUAAGCUCUCACCUCCAACAAACCAUUGCUUCUGCAACACUGUGGCAAGCCUCCUUCUGCCAGGUUGGAGCUGAGACUCCGGCUGCCAGGGUGGGGUGCACGCCACACCUGCAGACUUGGGUCCCCAGCAUUCUGGCGGCGGGGAGGGCAGUGUUGGGAGCAAGGGAAGAAAGGAAUUCUGUUUUGUGAAGUCCAGCAAGAACACGGUCACUUGUAAGGCCGAGGAGUUAGAUCUGCCUGCCUGCUUCUUGGUUUCAGCCUGGUGCAUAAAUACUGUAACAGCAAGUGCACAGCCUUGCGCCACCCCCACCCACCAUCCUAGGAACCUUGCUCAGUGAGUUUGAACUGCAUCUCCCUCCUGAGAGAGGAGGCGGCCGGGGAGCGCAGCCAGGGUCUCCCCCCCUCUGGAGCCUUGAGCGCAUCUGACCUCUUCCCUGGGCUCGCACAGGCUCUUGCAGGACCUGGCUCAGAAUAGCCUCUACCGGACCCAGCAAGAGCGGAAAUGCAGAGGAAGUGUGUUUAAUUUCUUAAAACUCGGCCGGGGCAACUUCCUAUCAUAGGAGGGGAGAGCACUGGUAGCCUCACUUAUAGGGGGGCAGGAGGGCUUUUCCCCUUGAGUGCGCCCCACUGUUGCACCCCAGUGUGCUGCCUUUGAGGUUCCAGGGCCGCAGUUCCUGGGCUAGCUCCGCCCCCUGCUGACCUCUUGCCGAAUUUCACACGCUGCCAGUGCAGACAUUUGACCAGCAGGGGGCAGGUGCGAGCCAAGACUUGCUGCUUGUUAACCCACUGUUUAAACAAGCACAGGAGUUCAGAAAGUGAAACCUGGACAACAUUGUUAGCCCUGCCUGCGGAAGCUGAAUCUGCAUGGAUGUUGGCUGCUGUUGCUGAGCUCAGGGCCCCUGCACCUUCCUGUUCCCCAAGGCUAGGCAGCUCAGAAGAGCACUUUCUCCCAUUUAAAAAGUCCCUCUUCCCCCAGCCCAUCCGUAGCUGUAAGUGCACAAGAGAUCUACUGCGAGGCCACUCCAGCCCACCUUCCGUUGUUAAAGGCGUGGUUAGUGGACAUGGGGAAUGAGCACCAGCUUCCAGGCUUCCUCCGGCGCUGCCAGGUUCGGUCAGGGGCCCUCCAGAGGAAACCUAGGCGGGAGAGUCCCAGCUCCCCAGAAUGGAAAAGACAGGAAGGUGCUUUGUCAGUGUGGGCUGGAAGCCUGCAGCAGUUUUGCUAUUGCUGAUUUUUAUAGAAACUUAGUCAACUUGUCAUUGAUGACUAUUCCACAGGGAGAGAAAUCUGAACUAGAAUCACUUUUCCUGUGCUAUAAUCACAUCCAAUCUUGUCCUUCAGAUUAUCUUUCCUCUUGUGGUCUUGAACUUGAGGGGGGAAAAUUUUAUCUAAUUUAUUAAGAAAAAACUUUCCUUCGUAAGGUAAGAACUUUCGCGGAGUAAAAACUCCUGAAAGGGCAAACACUUCUUUGAAUGCCAGUAAACACCUCAUUUAUUUCAUGUAUGCAACUUGAUUUGCACAUGUAAAAAUGGAGACGCUCUUUGCAUUUUUGCUUUUUGUUCUUGUCUCGGCUUAUCACUGUUCGCUUUCCGUGUUUGCUGUGUGUUUGGAAAUAGUCGAAUCUGUUUCUUUGGUGGUAUUCGUUUUCCUGAUGUGCCUUUUCACUUUUCUUUGGGCUUGGUCUUUGGAAGCUGGGUGCUACUGCAGGAUGACAGCAAGCUGCUCCUGCUGGGACAGGUGUGGGGUGGGCGUGGACGUUCAUGCUGGGCCCAGGACCACCGCAGUCCCAGGGGAGGACUCAAAGCUGUGAGGAUGCCGAGAAAAGGGCUGGCUUCCCAGGGGGCUGUACCUGGGGGUCUGUCUUGGAGUUGCUGGCUGCCUCGGUGCUGAUGGCGCGGGCAGGUCUGAGCUCCCUGCCACCCACACUUGUGGAAGCCUGCAAAGGCAGAAGGUCGGCCUCAUGCAAGGGGCUGCUCCGAGCUUCCCAGAGGAAUGGCCAGAAAUACUCCAACUGGGCGACAUCAUGAAAAGGAAAGGACCCUCUCUGAGUCUUCUGUACAAGUGCAGGGUUUAGUAAAUGUAAGGCGUUUCCCCCUUGGUAGUAGAGCCCCAGUGCUUCUCAGUGCUAAGUGAAGAUGACCAUGUGCAGGGUUCGACUGAGGAAAUUAGUGUGUAUAAAUGAGUGUGUGCUUUUCAGACCAGACCAAGGUGGAUUACCUAGAUUGUGUGUAUAAUUAAACACUGCUUCCCUCUCCCAGGCCCACAAAUUAUUGAUUUUCAGAAAGAGAUUCUAUUUUAACGACAGGCUCUUCUGUAUUACUAGGCCAAGCCUGGAUUGUUUUAUUUAUUUGAAAAUGUUUUAGUUUCCACAUUGGUUUUAUCCUAAUCCCAUCUAUCCCAGUAGGGCCCCAGAGCAUCUUCAUGUGACUAGGUGAGUAGAUUUAAGUAGGUUCAUACUCAUUUCGGAAGCUGGCAGUUUUGUAAAUCUGAGUGUGAGUUUCUUUCAUUCUUAUUGGCUUCAACAAGUGGAACAUCAAGUUUUCACGAAUAGCAAAAGACCAAAUUAGCUGUAUAAUCUUGUUUACUGGGGAAAAGAUUACCCAAGCUUUCCUAGCACUUACGAUUUUGUGAGGCGUCCGUAUUUAGUACAGUGCCUGGCGCAUAGUAAGCCCUAGUAAAUGUUAAAUAUUGUUGUUAUUAGCAUUUCAUAAAACCUGAAAAAUACAGAGCUGAGCUCAUUCCUUGUUACUCAGAAGUAAUACCUACAUAGCAAGUUGACGACCCGUGUAGGAAUUACUGGUUUGGAGUGUGCAAGUUCUGCAUCUUGCCUGCUAGUUGAAAUUUUUCUGUGUUCCUGGAUGCACUGAGUUGUUUGAAAAUAUGUCAGACUUCAGCUCCCAGUGAAACAAGGCUGUAAGCAUUUACUAACUAGAGAUGAACGGUGUAAAGGUGAUGUUUGGCCACUUAACCUUACCCCAUGGAUAGCUUCUGGAACAUUCCAGGGCUUUGGUUUGAUGAUCUUUUUUGAGCGUGAAGUUAAAAGUCCUUUGACAGACUGCAGCCCAAGAAUUAAAGUUCACCUUAUUCGUCUCCUGUGCAAUCACAGAGGCUGUUUGUGUUUCUGAAGAGGAGGAAUGACACUUAGAGCUGAAACAUUCCUGGAAAUUCCUUUGCUGCCCCCUGCUGGCCAGAGUGGGCUCUUAAAGGCUGGUUACCUCUCCUGUUUGUAUCAGUUAAAGGUUAAUUCCUAAAAACUCUGGGCGACUGAGGCAAGAGGAUCACAAGUUCAAGUUCAGCUUAGGGAAUUUUGCAAGAUCCUGUCACAAUAAAAUGGUCUAGGGAGGUAGCUCAGUACAAAGGCCUGGGCACAAUCCCCAGUACCAAAAAAAGAAAGAAAAGUUCUAUAUCCUAGUCCCAAAGAAAACCUACUUCCCCAGGGUAACCAGUUGAGGCACCAGAGAAGGGAUUUGGGCCUCUUUCCAAACAGCUUUCAGAAGAUGCUUGUGGCUCAAUGAUGCUUUCCAGAAUCUCUUAAAUAUCAGUCUGCCUGUCUCAGUGGGGAUUGGCCUCUCAUACUCCCCUAGUGGAUUUAAAGUUUUAUCUCCUGCCCCAUGUUGGCACAACUCUGGUCAGAUCAUAUUUGUGGAAAUGGGGAGUUUUUGGAGUUCAGUGUCCUUUUUAGAUUCCUUUGGUGUCUUCAGCUGAUCAGCAGUCCUAGAAUCCUAUAGAUGUAAUGAUUGGAAUUCGCCUUCACAGCCUCACUCUACUCCAGAUUUUGUGCCACCUUGAGGCUGACCCCACAGUGGGGAAGUCUGCUUAUCCUGUGGUCAGGGACAGUGUCUGAAGCAGGCUGGGCAAUGGGCACACAGAGCACUGAGGUGAUCCAGGGCAGCAGGUCAGGAUCUCGGGAUGGCCUGUCACCUCCCCCAGCACUGAGGUAGAGCAAAUGCCGCGCAUUCUGCUCCCUGACCUGCCCAGGUGUUCCCGAGACUGCGGGGUAACAGUUGAUGCCAAAGGAGGUGGUUACGUCCCUUCCACUGGAAUUGCCGUUACGAUCCUGACAUUGUUAAUAGCCGUUUGUGUCUGUGUCUUUGAAACAAAUUCUGGUCCAGCCGUUUUCUACUGUGUACUUCUGGGGUUCCGCCCUACGGGAGUCUGCAACUGAGGUGUCGCUGUCCAAAUGUACUGUACUGGCAUAGAGAGCGCGGCUUUGUUUUCCACUGUUGUAGAGAAAACUAGGGAGAACUUUAUUUUUCAAUAAACUUUUCUUGUGUGA
Molecule: messenger RNA, 7744 nt
Organism: Octodon degus (degu)
Lineage: Eukaryota; Metazoa; Chordata; Mammalia; Rodentia; Octodontidae
Gene: Mgat5
Product: mannosyl (alpha-1,6-)-glycoprotein beta-1,6-N-acetyl-glucosaminyltransferase
Exons: 17
Coding region: 257-2482 (741 amino acids)
Biological process (GO): protein N-linked glycosylation
Cellular component (GO): Golgi apparatus
Molecular function (GO): alpha-1,6-mannosylglycoprotein 6-beta-N-acetylglucosaminyltransferase activity
Source: RefSeq, a predicted model, not a curated record